Schistosoma spindalis is the source of this 995-nucleotide messenger RNA. Lineage: Eukaryota; Metazoa; Platyhelminthes; Trematoda; Strigeidida; Schistosomatidae. The record is from the annotation of a GenBank genome assembly.
GGCGGAUUGUUCAAAAUAAUUUCAUGUAACACUUUCAAAACGUUACACUGUAGCGGUAUUUAAAGGUCAUUACAUGUGAAAAUACUGAUAUGAGUUUGUUUUCCUUAUUGCAGGGCAGCAAUAAGUAAACCUACUAGAAGAAGAGGAACAAGCAAUACGGAAGCUGAACCUGUAAAACAUCAAAUUAAUCCAUUUUCUGAUAAGUUUUUUAUUGUACUCGACCCGUGUUAUUCAAUUUUAAAUAUAUAUAUCUUUUGUGUCAGUACUUCGUGUUCUUACUUCAGUGGCUUUUACUGGUCCUGACUGUUGUGUUGUGUGCCGGAUCGCUCCUGCUUCCAAGUAAAUGCUAAAAAUCUGGUUAUCUAUAAUCCAACAUAUUGCUCCUCACAAUCCUCUAGCAACCAAGUUACUUUCAGGCUGGACAAAAUUUUUGUGAAAUCUAAACAUUAAAAUCAUAUGGACUUGUUUAAGCUGUAUACAAAAGGGAUUUUGGAUUCAUGGACAGCUUUACGCCUUGGUCUAAAUCAGGAGUCUGGAGGCCCAAAUACACAACAGAAAGUAGGAUUAUUGUAUGAACAUCUACCUCAGGUUGUUUUGAAGUCUAAACACGAGGAUGAAAUAAGCGACUUUUUGGAAGAUUAUUUAGACGAUGAAUUAAAUAUUAUUUGUGAAGACAAAUCUCAUGAAGAAGUUGCACGUCUAAUAUACGAAGGGCUUCUUCUUUUUCGAAAUAAAAAGACCAAUGAGCUUCAGGAUAAAAUAGACAAACUAACGACUGCUUGUAAUCUCAACCAAUGUUUAUCACAAGACCAAACUACUGAUGCUGACGAUUUGACUUGCAGUGAGUCCGAUUCAGGAAGUGAGGAGGAUAUUGACAUGGAGUAAAAGUUUUUUCAAAAUGUAUAAUAUUUCCUUGUACAUACUACUUUGCUUUGAUUGUAAUAAUGCAUUGUCUUUUUUAUUAUCUGCUAUUAUUAAACAUGUGUAAGUUGCAA